CUUUUUACAGAGGGGGAGAAAAGGAGGAUAAACCCUAACCCAAUAGUCACACAGCUUUCUUCAAUCCAUAUGGAGUCCACAUCAGAGGCACGAAUCUUUCCCAGCAUUCGCGAUCUGUUCGUCUCUCUCGCCCCAUCAACGCACCCAACGCUUCUCUUUCCUCACUUCUGGCAUGGUCUGGAAUCGCUUGAAUGCCAUUCUUCCAGUUUUCUGAUUUUGAUUAGUAAUUUGAAAGGAUCAGCUACAAGUGUUAUUUCAGAACUCCUGCUUCUUUCCUUCACACCAUGAAUGCUCUAGCUGCUACUAGUAGGAACUUCAAGCAGGCUGCAAGGCUCCUGGGGUUGGACUCCAAGCUGGAAAGGAGCCUCCUCAUUCCUUUCAGAGAGAUCAAGGUUGAAUGCACAAUUCCCAAGGACGACGGGACUCUAGCAUCCUUUGUAGGGUUCAGGGUGCAGCAUGACAAUGCAAGAGGCCCUAUGAAGGGAGGCAUUCGGUACCACCCAGAGGUUGACCCAGAUGAGGUGAAUGCACUGGCACAACUGAUGACAUGGAAGACAGCAGUGGCAAAUAUUCCGUAUGGAGGGGCAAAGGGAGGAAUAGGCUGUAAUCCAGGGGAACUAAGCAUCUCGGAGCUGGAACGAUUAACCAGAGUUUUCACACAGAAGAUACAUGAUCUAAUUGGAAUUCACAUGGACGUCCCAGCUCCUGAUAUGGGAACGAAUCCACAGACAAUGGCUUGGAUUUUGGAUGAAUACUCAAAAUUCCAUGGAUACUCACCUGCAGUAGUGACUGGAAAACCUGUUGAUCUUGGUGGAUCUCUUGGUAGAGAUGCAGCUACUGGAAGGGGGGUUCUCUUUGCAACAGAGGCAUUGCUUGCGGAGUAUGGAAAGAGCAUCUCCGACCAACGGUUUGUUAUACAGGGGUUUGGAAAUGUGGGUUCUUGGGCUGCGCAACUCAUCCAUGAAAAAGGUGGGAAAAUUGUAGCAGUCAGUGACAUCACAGGUGCUGUGAAGAACAGCAAAGGUCUUGAUAUACCAAGGCUCCUCAAGCAUUCUUUGGAGAAUCGUGGAAUAAAAGGAUUUGAUGGUGGAAACACAGUUGAUCCCAAGUCAUUGUUGGUCGAAGACUGUGAUGUUCUCAUUCCAGCAGCCCUUGGGGGUGUUAUCAACAGGGAAAAUGCAAGUGACAUUAAGGCCAAGUUCAUUAUCGAGGCUGCAAAUCAUCCGACUGAUCCAGAGGCUGAUGAGAUCUUAUCAAAAAAAGGUGUUAUCAUACUUCCUGACAUAUAUGCAAAUUCAGGGGGAGUAACCGUGAGUUACUUUGAGUGGGUUCAGAAUAUUCAAGGCUUCAUGUGGGAUGAAGAGAAGGUGAACAGUGAGCUGAAAAGGUACAUGACCAAAGGCUUCAAAGACGUGAAGGAGAUGUGCAAGACCCACAACUGUGAUCUCCGCAUGGGAGCAUUCACCCUUGGAGUGAACCGAGUCGCACGAGCAACUGUCCUUAGAGGUUGGGAAGCCUGACACAAUCGAUGAUGAUUAUGAAGACAGACUUGUCUUCUUCUUCUUUGGGUAUCUUUCAGCAAAAUAAUUUUCCUGAGUUCUAUCAGAACACAAGAUGCUUCUUCACCUUUAUUUGUGCUUCUUGUAAUUUUAUUAUAUAUCUAAUUGGACUGCAAUUAUUAGUCAAACGAAGUGAAAAUAAUCAGUUGCCAUUUCGUUGGCAUGGGCUCACUUGUAACAGACUUGACAACGACUAUGUCAUUCUCUUUUGUCAUUUCCUCUUUAUUAAAAUGAAUUUUAACAAUUCAAUCAA
Messenger RNA from Magnolia sinica, 1812 nucleotides. Its product is annotated as glutamate dehydrogenase 1, mitochondrial. NCBI's taxonomy places the organism in Eukaryota, Viridiplantae, Streptophyta, Magnoliopsida, Magnoliales, Magnoliaceae. The transcript is spliced from 13 exons. Gene Ontology annotation, molecular function: L-glutamate dehydrogenase (NAD+) activity. Gene Ontology annotation, cellular component: mitochondrion. The record is from RefSeq and is a predicted model, not a curated record. Gene Ontology annotation, biological process: L-glutamate catabolic process. The coding region runs from base 285 to 1520 and encodes 411 amino acids.